UCCUUGUGCCCUUGUUCUGGAAAAACAACCUCAAAAUUAAAUUAGUUAUGAAAUAGCAGCAGAAUUAAAAUGAAUGCUUCUGAAAUUCGUUUAUUCGUCGGUAACAUUCCUGAGAUUGCAAAUGAGCAAGAAGUGUUCGCUGCAUUUUCGACGUUUGGAGAAAUUAUUAAGUUUGAUUUAAAGAGCAGAAACGAAGGCGAAAACAAAAAGUCUUUUGCAUUCAUCACUUUAUCUGCCUCUAACAAGGAAGUGGAAUCAUGCAUCAAACACUUUUCAAGCCAAAGUUUUAAAGGCACCAAGUUAUAUGUGACGCGGGCGCGAGAAAGUUUCUUAGAGAGAUUGGAAAGGGAGAAACAAUUGCAGAAAGUGGAAAAAGAACAGAAACAAAUUGAGGAACACCAUUCGAAAAAACAUGGUACUUUAAAACUGGGUGAAAAACUAAAUCCACGUAAAAGGAGAGCAGAUACAAAAGCAUAUGAAGCGUUAGAAUACAAAGUUAAAAAAAAUAAAAAGCUAUUGAGAUCAUCGCCACCUGACAAGAAACCUGAACUACCUAUGCACAGGAUUCAAAGAAUUGAAGAUUCAGACAAAAAACGUUUAGAAUCAUUGAAGAGGAAAAGGCUAGAGUAUAUGGAACAACAGUUGAUUAUUAAGUCAGGAUUAGGUGGUAUUGACAAGGUGCAUAACAAAAAAAUUGUAUUUUCUGAUAAUGAAGCAUCUCCAACAAAAAAGAAAUUUUUGUUAGAUCACAGCGCUCAUAAAACUAAAGGAAAAACUCUCUUUGACGACGAUGACAGCGGCGACGAAUUAAAUUUCAACAUCAAGAAGCAUUAUGAGGGCAAAAAGGGACAAAAGGUAUUAGAUUUGCAGUCAAGAUACAAAUCUGAUAAACGUUUCGUCUUAGAUGAAAAAUUCAUUGAAGAUGAAGCCGAGGAAGACUGUGACGGUGUGGAAAACAUAGUAGAUGAGAAAACAAGACAACUGAACAUACUGCAAAAUGUGCUUGGUGUUGCAGUCAAAACUAGCACAAAUAAGGAUGCUGACAAUAAAAAGUUAAAGACCAAAAUAGGAAUGCUUCGUUUUGACCCAUUGCAACCAGAACACGCUAAGUUUUUGGCGCCAGCCGAUGAACUGCAAGAACAGGCAAAAAAGUCAAAAAAGAAAAAAUCGAAAGAUAAACAACAAGAAGACGAACAGCCAAAAGAAACUAAAACUGAAGGUCCCAAGGUUGAAGUGUCUAAGGAACAGUUUUACAAUAUUAGUGAAACAUUGAAAGAGGCAAUAAAAAAACCUGCAAGUUUUAGUUUGAGAAGUUUGUUUAGAAACAAUGAAGAAGAAAACAAAGAAGAAGAAGAAACUACAACAAUGGACUAUAUACCUCUAACAAAGCCAAAGGAUGACUAUAAGAAAUUUAAUAACCCCCUGGAUCCUGGCCAAAGGAAUCCUUUUGUGUAUGAUUCAUCAGAUUCCGAGAAUGAGGAAAAUAAUGAAAUAAAUAAAGAUCAACUAGAGCUUACGCCUGUUGCGACCAAGGCAGUUUGGAAAGAGAAUUUGUUCUUUUCGAAAACAGAUCAGAGACUCGAAGAAGGCUUGACUUUCUUUAAUAAAAUCAAUGCAAAUGAAGUACAAAAAGAAAGGAGAGAACUAAAAUCACUCAUGAAAAAACGGAUCUACAACAAAGAAAGGAAGAACCAGAUGUUCCAUAAGAAAAUUGGGGGUAGAAGAAAGACCAUGAAAAAAUCCUACAGAAAAAAAAGUUAAUUUUUAAAUAAUCAUCAGGAAGU
This is a messenger RNA of Hyposmocoma kahamanoa, 1784 nucleotides long. RefSeq names its product probable RNA-binding protein CG14230 (gene Nol8). The transcript is spliced from 8 exons. The record is from RefSeq and is a predicted model, not a curated record. NCBI's taxonomy places the organism in Eukaryota, Metazoa, Arthropoda, Insecta, Lepidoptera, Cosmopterigidae. Gene Ontology annotation, molecular function: RNA binding. Bases 70 to 1761 code for a protein of 563 amino acids.